CCGGCCCUGCGGCUCCUGGCAGCUGGGCGCGGGGCGAUGGAACUGAACAUGAAGAAGUUCACGGUGCGCAGGUUCUUCUCCGUGUACCUGCGCAAGAAGUCGCGCUCCAAGAGCUCCAGUCUGAGUCGCUUCGAGGAAGAAGGCAUUGUGAAGGAGAUUGACAUUAGCAACCAUGUGAAGGAAGGCUUUGAGAAGGCAGACCCCUCCCAGUUCGAGCUGCUAAAGGUUUUAGGACAAGGGUCGUAUGGAAAGGUGUUCUUGGUGAGGAAGGUCACAGGAUCGGACGCUGGUCAGCUCUACGCCAUGAAGGUCCUGAAGAAAGCCACCUUGAAAGUGCGAGACCGGGUCAGGUCUAAGAUGGAGAGAGACAUCUUGGCAGAGGUGAAUCACCCUUUCAUCGUCAAGCUUCAUUACGCCUUUCAGACUGAAGGCAAGCUCUACCUGAUCCUGGACUUCCUGCGGGGAGGUGACCUCUUCACCAGGCUCUCCAAAGAGGUGAUGUUCACGGAGGAGGAUGUCAAGUUCUACCUGGCUGAACUGGCCCUGGCGCUGGACCACCUCCACGGCCUGGGGAUCAUCUACCGGGAUCUGAAGCCGGAGAAUAUCCUUCUGGAUGAAGAGGGACAUAUUAAGAUCACAGAUUUUGGCUUGAGCAAGGAGGCCAUCGACCAUGACAAGAGAGCCUACUCAUUUUGUGGGACUAUUGAAUACAUGGCGCCUGAGGUGGUGAACCGGCGUGGACACACACAGAGUGCCGACUGGUGGUCCUUUGGUGUGCUCAUGUUCGAGAUGCUCACAGGGUCCCUGCCAUUCCAGGGGAAGGACAGGAAGGAAACAAUGGCCCUCAUCCUCAAAGCCAAGCUGGGUAUGCCUCAGUUCCUCAGCGCGGAGGCACAGAGCCUGCUCAGGGCCCUUUUCAAGCGGAACCCCUGCAACCGACUAGGUGCUGGUGUUGAUGGAGUGGAGGAAAUUAAACGUCACCCGUUCUUUGUCACCAUAGACUGGAAUAAGCUGUACCGAAAGGAGAUCAAGCCACCAUUCAAGCCAGCCGUGGGCAGGCCUGAGGACACCUUCCACUUUGACCCCGAGUUUACUACAAGGACCCCCACAGACUCUCCUGGUGUCCCCCCAAGUGCAAACGCCCACCACCUGUUCAGAGGAUUCAGUUUUGUGGCCUCCAGCCUGGUCCAGGAGCCCUCACAGCAAGAUGCACCCAAGGCCCCCAUUCACCCAAUUGUGCAGCAGUUACAUGGGAACAAUAUCCACUUCACUGAUGGCUACGAGAUCAAGGAGGACAUCGGGGUGGGCUCCUACUCAGUGUGCAAGCGGUGUGUACACAAAGCCACAGAUGCUGAGUACGCCGUGAAGAUCAUCGAUAAGAGCAAAAGGGAUCCCUCAGAGGAGAUUGAGAUCCUCCUGCGGUAUGGCCAGCACCCCAACAUCAUCACCCUAAAAGAUGUCUACGAUGACGGCAAAUACGUAUACCUGGUGAUGGAGCUCAUGCGAGGCGGGGAGCUGCUGGACCGCAUCCUCCGUCAGCGGUGCUUCUCUGAGCGCGAGGCCAGUGAUGUUCUCUAUACCAUCGCCAGGACCAUGGACUACCUGCACUCCCAAGGGGUUGUUCAUCGGGACCUGAAACCAAGUAACAUUCUCUACAUGGAUGAGUCUGGGAACCCCGAAUCCAUCCGCAUCUGUGACUUUGGGUUUGCCAAACAGCUGAGAGCAGAGAAUGGGCUGCUCAUGACCCCCUGCUAUACUGCAAACUUCGUGGCUCCUGAGGUCCUGAAGCGGCAAGGCUACGAUGCAGCGUGUGACAUCUGGAGCUUGGGAAUCCUGCUAUACACCAUGCUGGCUGGGUUCACCCCUUUUGCCAAUGGGCCAGACGAUACCCCCGAGGAGAUUCUGGCGAGGAUUGGCAGUGGGAAGUACGCCCUUUCUGGGGGGAACUGGGAUUCCAUAUCUGAUGCAGCAAAAGAUGUCGUGUCCAAGAUGCUCCAUGUGGACCCCCAACAACGCCUGACAGCUGUUCAAGUGUUGAAGCACCCAUGGAUCGUGAACAGAGAGUACCUAUCCCAAAACCAGCUGAGCAGACAGGAUGUCCAUCUAGUGAAGGGCGCCAUGGCGGCCACCUACUUUGCUCUGAACAGGACCCCACAGGCACCAAGGCUGGAGCCUGUGCUCUCCUCUAGCUUGGCCCAGCGCAGAGGCAUGAAGAGACUCACGUCCACCAGGCUGUAGUGGCCAGCCAAGCCUCCAGCCUCAGCCUCCCUGCCCAACGUGCUCUCAGGCUCACAGACGCCAGAUACAGGUCCUGUUCACAGGCACUUCAGUGCCCGUGGGUCCAGCACAAAGAUGGAUCUGGCCUUGGCUGUCUCUCUGUUUCCUUUGCAGGCCAGGAAAGGGUCCUGCCCAGGAUGUCUGAGCCUUGCUGCGCUGACCUCGCCGCCCGCUCUCCUCCUGAGUGAAACCAAAUGAAUUUGUCACCUCAUAGCACCCUGCUGGAGCCUCCCUGGGCUCACUCAGGGCUCUCGGUGUCUCCAUGUCAUGGCUUAUGCUCAAAGAGCUCUUUUACCAUCCUGAUGUCACCUACAUGUCCCACUCACUGUCUCUCUGAGAGUGUUAGUGCAUGGUCCCUGCCAGGAGACUGCAGAGCCGCUCUGGAAGAGCUGGAUGCCCUUGGAUGUUCUGGUGACACCAGCGGCUGUGUGAAGACAUCCAGCUUAAAUCCUGGUUCUGUCCACAAUCACCCAAAGAGUACCCCUCACCCACUCUGGUUCACAAGCGAGAUGCUGAGUAACCUCUCCCCGACUCUGUAAGUGACUUGGCAGGAUGAAAGCAACCAACCCAAGAGACUAAGAUGGCUGAGUUUAUGUGAGAGCCUGAUUCGUGUUGGUUGAGACAGGAGCCCCAGGGAAUUGCCGGGCAGAGCCAGUACCCACUGCACUGCUGCCCCCUAACCCUGUGGCCCCGGGGACACUGGAGUGGGCUCUGCCAUUGCUGGUUGUUGGCAGCCCUGCACAUGUUUACCUGAGGUGGUAUAGCGUAUUCACUUUCUGCUUUCCUUAGCCUGACUGAGGACAGGAGAGGCACCUAAGCCCCUUGGCCUUAGAGAGGCAGAAGGUACCAGGACAAGUUGUUGGCGGAACUGACGCGCAUUGUAAACGCCGUGGUCCUGUGUUUGCAUCUUGUGUUUCUGUUAUCUAACCCAUGUUUGCAGGCUGUGGUCUGCUUAGGGAGCGGUAGUUACAUCGACCAGGCUGUCUGUGCGCAUUCUUCAUGCAGAGUAACCGAGUGAGACCCUUCCCGCAUGGUCCCGGAGGAGGGAUUGUAUGUCCUGCAGUAUCUCUAGGGGCUGCUGCAGACAGUGGACUCAGGUCAGAGGACACUCCACUGUGGUUCAGGUCCUGCCAGUCUGAGAGGCAGCCCCUCUGCCCAGUAGGUGUAAGAGGUACCUGUUGGUCACAGCAGGCUUGCACUGGGAAGAUCACAGGUGGAUCAUGACUGCUUCUCCAACUCCUGCCCCUGUGGAAUGUUCGAAACAUAAUUCCUUCGCUCAGUCUAAUUAUUUCAGACCUCAAAAUGUAAACGUAUUUCACAAGCUUUAAUUACUCCACUCGACUCUGUUCUGUUUGAGAAUUCUAGAGCGGGGACAGACUCUGCGCCAUUUUAAGUGUCCCUAGGGAUGUUCUCACACUUUCUCAGGGGGACUCUCUCUGCCCAAGGCUGAGAUCACCUCCCUUUUUAAUGUUCUAGGUUGGAAUCCUUCCGUUUCUUGAUAGAAAUCUAGAGGGAAAGUACAGUGGGUAGUCUUAAUGACAGGUUCUGUCCCCUUGGAAAUGAGCAGGCGCCCUCUGAGGGCCUCUCUGGCAUGCAUCCACACUCUGGCCGCUCACAGCUUCAGGCUGGGUUUGUUUGCAGCUUUAAGCGUACAUGUUAAAGUCCAACAGAACAUAGAAGGCGUGUCUGAGGAGGCGAGCAUGGUGUGCCCCCCCUCAUGGUCACAUGGUCCCAUCACCUCCUUCAGUAAAGCCAGGUUAUCUGCCUUACACUCAGCCUACUCUUGCCAAAGGGAUGGAGGAGACCGUCACACCAAAUGUAUCCUCGAAGUGUUUGAAAAGGAUGCUGGCUCAGCCUUGCUCUGCUGAGCGUGGAGUACCCCCACAUUCCCACCCUCACCCAGUGCUUGAUACUUGAAAUAUCUCCUGGAGUCAGCCUGAGGAGCACGUGACAGGAUUAUUUUAAUCUCCGUUCUUUAAAGUCUUCAGUGCAGCAGCAGGUGGCUGUGGCAUGUAACCCCGUGUCCCCAGUGUUUACCUGUCCUGUGACCUGUGACCCUUUACCCAACAGGACAAAAGGCCCUGUAUUCUCUACACAGUUGCCUACUUGCAUAGCUACAGAAUCUGUCAUGGGAAAGCCUAGCCUACAUCCUGGGACUUCUUUACCCAUCCCCAGUAGCCACUUUUGGGCUAUCCCACUGGCAACUCCUGUUCUGUUCGGGCUGAGAACAUGAUGAGUGGCCCCACUGAAGGAGGCGGCGUGGGGUGCUUGUCAAAUUCUCUUCCCCAGAGUCAACGGCAGGCAAGCCGUGAACAUCCCCUGUCCUAGUCCCCUGUCCUACGGUUGGAAUGUGUGUGAUUUUGAACUACCUGUGUGCACUGAUCUUUGGAUAUUGUUUGGCUUUUUAAGCGAGCAUCAUCCUGAUGCUAUCUGAUGUUGACAGUAUUCUUUAUUAAACUAUGUUCUUCCUUAAGAUGCCCUUUGGGAUUUCCCCUACUUUGUACUGCUUCUCUCAAGCACAUGGGAAAUACACCGUGACUCUUCAUUCUCUCUGACACGUUUUGCCGCCCUUUACCACCCACAAGACUGUGAGACUCCUGGAGUGGAAAAGGACUCUGUGGUCCCUAUGUGGCAGAGACAGGUGGAAGGGGAGGCCAGCAUAGCUCAUCCAUGCAGGUGAAAUGUACCUGUCCACCCCGAGUCCACCCCGCUCCCACCCCGCACUGCGUUUCCAUGUUCAGCAGUUCCGUUUACAGCUCCCUCCAUGUUCACACUGUCUGUGUUCGCAACGGGCGGCCACUGUGCCUCCAUGUUCACCCUCUGUCUGUGUUUGAGACGGGCGGCCACUGUACAGAUAUUUAUUAUGCUUUCCAAACUUUCCCAUGAGAUUUUUUGAAUAAACAUGGAUUUUAUGAAGUGUAAUA
Molecule: messenger RNA, 5201 nt
Organism: Grammomys surdaster
Lineage: Eukaryota; Metazoa; Chordata; Mammalia; Rodentia; Muridae
Gene: Rps6ka2
Product: ribosomal protein S6 kinase A2
Exons: 21
Coding region: 37-2238 (733 amino acids)
Biological process (GO): intracellular signal transduction; protein phosphorylation
Molecular function (GO): ATP binding; ribosomal protein S6 kinase activity; magnesium ion binding
Source: RefSeq, a predicted model, not a curated record